UACUCAUACGCAGUCACUUCAAGAUAAUUCAGUUAUGAAUAGUUAUCAAUUAUUGCGAGCGACAACUGAAUGACUCAAUCUGUUCGAAGCUAUACGCAUAUCAGUGAAAAUGGCUACGUUACCUUUGCAUCCGCCCAUUCAUAUACCAACUUUAGCUUUUAUUCCUGGAGGCUUUCGCACGGGAUAUAUGAUAAGAAUCAAAGGAACACUACGACAUUCUGGCCAAAGGAUAAGCAUCGACCUCCAAUGUGGUCCAGUACUGAAUCCCUUAGAUGACAUAGCUUUGCAUCUUAGUGUCCGUCCUCAAGAAUUCGCUAUUGUGCGUAAUCACUAUGAAAAACAAAGAUGGGGAGUAGAAGAACGCAGUGGAGGAUGUCCAAUUCGUCGUGGACAGGCUUACGAAAUAUUAAUUUUAGCUGAAAGUUCUGGAUAUAAAAUAGCCAUAAAUGGCACGCAUUUCUGUGAUUUCCGCCAUCGCAUUCCUCUAAAUAGAGUGCAGUAUUUGAAUAUCGGUGGCGAUACAGAUGUGAGUUUGAUUGGAUACGAGACAGACACUGGAAAACCUGUUCCUUACCAACCACCUCCGCAACCUCAACCAACGUAUCAACCCAUACAACCAUAUCAACCUCAACCACCGUAUCAACCUCAUCCUCCACAUCAACCCCAUCCGCCGCAUGCUCCGCAUCAACCAAGACCUCCGGUAAUGCCUAUAGCUCCAUGUGCUCCGUCAGCGCCAUCUCCACCGCCAGUGCCAGGAAUCAUUGCUGCACCGUAUCCAAUAGGUGAAUCGAAACCGAUAUAUCCGAAUCUUCCACCUCCAACAUCAAUGCCGAUGCCAACACCCAUCCAACCAGGACCACCUCCUCCCCCAUAUACACCGCCAUAUAUUCAUCGACCAAUCGAAACUAACCCAUAUCCGCCACCAUAUUCGUCAUCACCAUAUCCGAACCAGCAGCCGCCGAUCAAAAUCGAAGCGCAAACAUAUGCUACUAACGCUACUCCGGGGUAUGUAACCGGUUACACUACGUAUAGUCCGGCUCCAGUCUAUAUACAGGAGAAGAAAAAGAACAAUCAUACCGCUCUGAAGGUGGCUGCUGCGGUUGGUGGAGUUGGACUCGGAGCGUACGCUCUUUCACGUGCGUUCCAGAGUUCUUCUAGCAGUGAUUCUGACUAAGCCUGUAACAGAUUUCCGUCUAUCUAUCUUUGUAUGUAGUUUGUUUUCCUAGCCAGUAUUAGAAUGAAAUAUAUUCGAUUCGUAUUUAA
Hermetia illucens (black soldier fly) is the source of this 1263-nucleotide messenger RNA. RefSeq names its product galectin-related protein A-like. The record is from RefSeq and is a predicted model, not a curated record. Gene Ontology annotation, molecular function: galactoside binding; carbohydrate binding. The coding region runs from base 110 to 1174 and encodes 354 amino acids. NCBI's taxonomy places the organism in Eukaryota, Metazoa, Arthropoda, Insecta, Diptera, Stratiomyidae. The transcript has 7 exons.